GAGUCGAUGCUGGUGGCGGACACGGAGACAGGCCGUGUCACCGCGGUCAAGCUGGCGCCGGCCGAUAACGAAUCAUCGACGGUGCUCACUCUCGAACGGACGAGUGGGUCAGGGACGAUGAGCGUUGUUGUGCCACAAGAUUUGCUGCAGAAUCUGUCUACAGGGGGCAACACCAUCAUGGUGAUGACAGAGGUGACGGAAGAGGUGACCAGAGGCAUACCGACGGGUGCUGAAACUGGAGACAAGGUAGUUCUCCAUUCUCCUGUGGUGGACUUCUCCUUCGUGAACGAGGUCAGCGGCACCCUCCGGCUUGUGGAGGUGAAUGGGAGUGUGCCCAUCGGUUUCACCAUCACGAACCGUCCACCAGUUCCGGGAGAGAGGUGCAGCUACUUCGACCCCGUCUUAGACGCUUGGUCGGAUGCCGGAAUGGAGCUUGUGAAUGGCAGCUACAUCGACGGUGCAGAUGGAGCCAAUGUCUCCUGGUGCGUGACGACGCAUACGUCAAUGUUUGCCUUGAUUCAGAGUCUUCCACUGGAUCUACUCCACGAGAGCGACGACAACUCACUGCAGCUCGGCAAUGUGAUCUUGGAAUUUGGGAAUGUGUCAGGGUACAUGGCGGCCAUCGGUGUCACACUGGGCAUGGUGUUCAUCCUCUGCGUGAUGACUUUGCGCCGCCUUGCCGAGUCCAAGUCCCAGUUCGAACUGAAGGAGGACGGCGACUCGGGCGACGAAGACGGCCAAGAUCCAAGGGAGAGCGAGUUUUUCUAUGAGGACUUCUGCAGAAAGUGCAGGGGCACAGGGGAACUUGGGAACUGA
Molecule: messenger RNA, 816 nt
Organism: Symbiodinium sp. CCMP2456
Lineage: Eukaryota; Dinophyceae; Suessiales; Symbiodiniaceae
Source: the annotation of a GenBank genome assembly